UUUGGAGAUAGUGGGGAUUUAAUCCAAGUGGCGCAUCUGUCUUCGGACUCUGCGUAAAAGGGAGAAAAGUUUGGGGUCUUGCACAGACGCACUCGCAGCAUCCCACCGACGCGCGUGUAAAUAACAUGUGGAUCUCCGCGAUUUGACCCAAACAACGGACUUUUCAAGCGUUUCCCCCAACACACCAGUAUGACUUGAAAGACCCGCGAGGUUUAUCCGAACUCACGUCAAGUCUUUUUCACGAUCCGAGAGCCGCCGAAGACCCGCACACGGACAUUGAUGAGAUAAAGAGGAUUCCUGCAGCAGCGGAGAAAAGCCAAGAGUGAACCCAGUACCAGAGAAAGAAAGAGAAAGGAAGGAAGAAAGAAAGAGAGGAAGACCCCCCUGGAUGUCUAUGAUGUUGUGCCAGCUCGGGCAGAAGUGUGUGAUGGAGGUGGUGCUGCUGACCCUCCUGUCCUGGGUGUCCGUGUGGGCUGAGGACAAGAUCAUCUUUGACAGACAUGCAGUCUACUGGAACAGCUCCAACCCCAAGUUCUGGCAUGGUGAGUACAGGGUGGCAGUGAACAUCAACGAUUACCUGGACAUCUACUGUCCUUUCUACGAGGGUCCUCCAUCCCACGGGCGUAUGGAGCGCUACAUCCUCUUCAUGGUCAACCACGAGGGCUACACUUCUUGCCAGCACAGGAUGCGUGGCUUCAAGCGCUGGGAGUGCAACCGCCCGAGCGGUCCCGACGGACCCCUGCGCUUCUCAGAGAAGUUCCAGCUGUUCACUCCUUUCUCCCUGGGCUUCGAGUUCAGGCCUGGACACGAGUACUACUACAUCUCGUCUCCUCACCCAAACCAUGUGGGGCGGGCAUGUCUAAAGCUGAAGGUGUAUGUCAGACCUCCAGAUGGAUCGGGAUAUGAUUCUCCAGAGCCCUUUCUGACCGAUGGGGGUCCCAGAUGGAGGCCGAGCUGGGGGUCCGUAGCUCUGUUUGCUGUUCUGGCUUCUUGGUCUUCUCUGCUCCUGGGAUUCUUUUCCUGGCUGUGACCCCCCCACACACACCCCUUACCCCUCAGUCCUUUACCCUACUUCCUGGAGCUCCCAUCCCAGGUUUGCUGGGCUGGGCUGGGCUGGGCUGGGCUGGCUGUCCCUCUAAAAAUCCACCACCCCUCAGGGAAGCCCUCUGUCUCCGUCUCCCUCAUCCCCCUUUCCAAUCUCCACCUCUGUAACAACCACCACCCACCCCCCACCCACUGCCAGCCCCUCUUCAUGGCCCAACCAUGGACAACACCCUUCCCAGGCCUGAGAGAGCGAGGGUGGUUGGGUCUCGGAACUAUCCCGGAAGCCACUCUUCAUCUCUGACUCCCUAACUUUGGGUGAAACAGACAUGUCGCACCUCUCAGCUGUAACACACAAGGGAAAUGUCUCUGCACUCAUACCAGGGGGUCCUUUUGAUUUGACUAUUGACUCUUCUUGGCCACUGAUGGGGUAGAUGUAGCCAUGGCUAUGAUUAAACUUGUCGUUCCAGUGCAAUUCCCAUCAUCCAAUCGCGGCAGGACGCAUUAAGCGAUAGGCCUGGAUGCACAAAAAUUGGAUUUUGCUCACAUUGCGAUCCCAUCCUCAAAGCAAGAAUUGGAAGUGGUCAAGCUUGCAAUGUAAUUGGAAUUCUAUACUAUCUGGAUAAAUUCCAAGUGCAACCAGAAUGGGAGCAGAUGCAGAUUGAGAGAAAAUAAAAGCAGCAAGCGGCUUGUGCUGAAAAGGAAGAGAAAACAAUAAACAUGGCGAUAUGGGAAAUGUAAUAUUAGACAUGUUGAUAUUUUGAGACUCAUUGUAGAUUCACAGCAAUGUGAUAUAAAAAUCAUAAAAGUUUGAUUUUUUUAUAAGAAGCUCAGAUGUCAGUGACAAGUCUAACCAUAGCCUGUUUUCAGUGGGAGUGUGUGUGGGUCAGGUAGGGGGAGGGGUGGGAGGUGGGGAGGAUGUUCUUGGUGGGUUUGGGGGUUUUGAUGAGGUGUAUAUUUUCAGGUGGGAUGUGUUUUGUCUUAUUCAUGUUUCUAAAACAAAGCAUUUAUCACAGCCUGGCCAGCACAGGCAAUCUUCAGCACUGUCUAAUGUUAACUUGGUCGGGUGACCAUGACUUUCUCAUGUAUGAAUGUACCACUGGUCACCCACCCCUCUGUUUUUUUGUCUUUCUGUAUUAUUACGACUGUGGUCACUUACAGUACCUUCUCUCAGACUGGCAGGAUGGAACGGACGGGUAUGGGAUUUACAGACGGGGGUGGGGGUGGGGGGGGUGGAGAUGGAAGUGGGUGAGGGUGGGGUUUGAAGGAAGGAUGAUCAGAAGAAGAAGACAGGUGAGAAAAGGAGGCGACACUCAAGUUGCAUGACCACUGUGAAAUCCUUCAGAUCAAUCUUGUUUGUAAUGAUGAUAUAUUUUUUCAUGGGGGAAAAAAAUCCGAAAACACCCUGCUACCGCUCUCUUGCUCUCCCUAAGACUUUUUCAGACAUCAAAAGGGAAAGCUCAACCUCUCUGCUCACACCGUCUGGCUUUUGGUUGUUGAUGGAUUAGCUCGGGGGCCUGGGAGAUAAAUGGACCCGCAGGGUGAAACUGACUGGAAAUCAGCCCCUCAGAACUCAGGCACCGAUCACAACGGACGUAAACACUGACUGAAGCCGGUCCUGGGUCUGAGGGUUAAACCAAUAAGGGAAGCACAUAGACUGUGGCAAAUGAGGCGAGGUGUGUGUGUGGUAGCAUCACAGAAAAAAAAAAAAAAAAGAAAAAAAAAAGAAAACAACACACACAUAUGCGCAUGCACAAACACACACAUAACACACACUCAAGCGUCUUUGAUAACAGGACUGUUCCUCGGAGAUGGAGAGCGCAUUCACGGACACGACUAUAAAGGAAAAUGGUACAAAGGGAGAGUGAGCGGAGGAGGGAGGGGGACGAAGAGAAAGUGUGUGUCUAUGAUGGGACUGAGACUUCUUCUUUAAUGUUAGGAAGUGAACAUAAUGAGUAAGCACUGUGAACAUACACAGAACAUACCUACACACAUGGAAACUCAUGGACAUGUACAGACACACACAUGUGUAGAAAAGCACAUGCAGAAAAUGACAUUUACAAAGACAUGGCAUGCACAUACACACAUGUACAAAAACACACAAAAAAAACCACACAAACAAGGGGAAGCACUUUCCUUUCCCUGUUUCAUCUUAUUUUUGUAGCAUUUAAAAUCACUGUUAAUGACUCCUGUAAGGGACGCAGUGAUGGGGUAUAGCCUGUGGAAGAUUUAAAAAAAAAAAGUGUCUUCUCUUCUUCUAUUCCACUGAUGCUGUCCAACUAUUCUUCUUCUCUGGUUUGUAAAAAACAAAAACAACAACAAAAAAAAAAAA
Sphaeramia orbicularis (orbiculate cardinalfish) is the source of this 3373-nucleotide messenger RNA. RefSeq names its product ephrin-A2-like. Gene Ontology annotation, biological process: osteoclast differentiation; ephrin receptor signaling pathway; axon guidance. The record is from RefSeq and is a predicted model, not a curated record. Lineage: Eukaryota; Metazoa; Chordata; Actinopteri; Kurtiformes; Apogonidae. Bases 389 to 1030 code for a protein of 213 amino acids. Gene Ontology annotation, molecular function: ephrin receptor binding. Gene Ontology annotation, cellular component: plasma membrane. The transcript is spliced from 4 exons.